GAACUUGCAGACAUCACAUGCAUAAUCUUCUUAGCCUUUACAACACAAAAGAGAAAAAACUUGUUCAGUUUUCAUCAAAAAGAGGUUUCAAGCCUUACAAGAACCAAGAAUGGCUAGUGAGCAGAUGAAACCUGUUGCAUCUUUGCUUUUGGUCCUUAAUUUCUGCAUGUAUGUUGUUGUUUUAGGUAUUGGUGGUUGGGCUAUGAACUUUGCCAUUGAUAAUGGUUUUGUCAUUGGUCCAGGAAUGAAUCUUCCAGCACAUUUCUCACCAAUUUACUUCCCAAUUGGAAAUGCUGCCACUGGAUUCUUUGUUGUAUUUGCUUUGAUAGCAGGUGUGGUUGGAGUUGCAUCUGUUCUCUCUGGACUUAACCACAUUCGCCAUUGGAACAUCGAUAGCUUACCAUCUGCUGCUUCUGCUGCUACAAUAGCCUGGAGUCUUACAGUCCUAGCCAUGGGCUUUGCUUGGAAAGAAAUUGAACUCAACUACAGGAAUUCCAAAUUGAAAACAAUGGAGGCAUUCAUGAUAAUUCUAUCAUUUACUCAACUGGUAUACAUAGCUGCCAUUCAUGGUGCUUCAUCAAGGAGAUAAAUGAGCUUCGAAGAUAAAUCGUAUCGUGUGAAGUUUAUUGAUUGAGACUGUUGUUUCCUUUUCUUUUUUUGUUUUACCAAUUGUGUCAUUGUAUUUAUUCAUUAUUGUGUAUACAAAGUUGGCCAGAUGGCUGUUUGUAUAUCAACUAUCUUCAGUAUUCAUAUUGUAAGAAACAAAUAAGUGAUGUACCCUUCAUUGGCUUUUUCCCAGAAGAAAAUUGGACAUUGUCAAGAAAAACAUCACAUAUGUA
Molecule: messenger RNA, 839 nt
Organism: Solanum pennellii
Lineage: Eukaryota; Viridiplantae; Streptophyta; Magnoliopsida; Solanales; Solanaceae
Product: membrane protein PM19L
Exons: 4
Coding region: 110-589 (159 amino acids)
Source: RefSeq, a predicted model, not a curated record